Penicillium diatomitis is the source of this 1227-nucleotide messenger RNA. Its product is annotated as glycosyltransferase family 25 protein. The record is from RefSeq and is a predicted model, not a curated record. The transcript has 4 exons. Bases 1 to 1227 code for a protein of 408 amino acids. NCBI's taxonomy places the organism in Eukaryota, Fungi, Ascomycota, Eurotiomycetes, Eurotiales, Aspergillaceae.
AUGUUGUCAUCUACGAGACGGCCCUGGCCCACGAUAGCCCUCGCCUUCACAAUAGUCUGUCUAUUGUUCAUCUGGGCGUCUUCCCAUCGGGCAGAGGCCCCUCGGCCGGGGCCCAAGGUUGAAUUCGAACCUUCGCAUGCUGCACCGCCGGGGCCUGUUCCUCAGCGUGAACCAACACCGGAAUCUGUGCCUGGAUCCAAGUAUCAGCAUGAACAGGAUCUCGAAUCGAAAGCCCGGCCUCAAAUCACAUUUGUUCCCGAAGCCGAAGCCGCAUCGGCACCCGCACCGGAACCCAAGCAGGUGGUGGAAGCGAGCGUCAAUCCCGCCGGCAACGCAACGUUGGGAUUUCAAAAGAUUUACUACAUUAGCAUGCCACAUCGCCUCGAUCGUCAAGAUGCAAUUUCUCUAAUCAGUUCUUUCACGGGGCUGUCGACCACGCUAGAACCCGGGGUCAAUGGCAGUCUCAUUCAAGAAAAAGCCAAACCCGACGGCAGCGCCAUCCUUCGUCCGGAACAACUGGGAUGCUGGCGUGCGCACGCCAAUGUCUGGAAACGUAUGUUGGACGACAAUAUCGAAUCGGCCGUGGUAAUUGAGGAUGACGUGGAUUGGGAUGUCCACGUUCGAGACAUCUUCACCGAGCUAAGCGCACAGCUGGCUGAACAGACAAUCUUUCCGGAUCUGUCUCAUACUGUCAACUCCUCGGCAGAUCCUUACGGCGACGGCUGGGAUCUGCUUUAUAUUGGCUCUGCCUGGGACAUUCCCAAUACAGACCAUCGCCCUACGCACCUCCUCUAUCGUGACCCCUUCGCACCCACCCGUGAGAACACCGCCAGCGCCUAUAUCAGCGAGCUCGAAGGCUGGGGUGUCAACGUGACCAGCACCUCUCGUCAUCGUCUCAUCUCUCCAUCCUGGUAUCCGGUGUCCACCAUCGGAUACGCGGUCUCGAGAAGAGGUGCUCAGAAACUUCUGUACAAUUUGGGCGGGUACCAGGGAUUGACUGCGCCGGUGGACUUGGCCAUAAUCGGUCUGAUUCAGAAGGGCAUCGUGAAUUCAUACACCAUCAUCCCGCCGAUUGUGACCCGGUACAAGACAGGCGGUACUCGUGAUAGUGAUAUUGACGAUAAGAAGCCGGAAGAUGCGAACGGCGGGACUGGAUCUGAGAACCUGAAUAUGAGUGCUCGAAAGGCGUUGGAUGUUUUGCGCGGAGGGGUGUAUAAGUUGCCUUGA